Molecule: messenger RNA, 1755 nt
Organism: Entamoeba histolytica HM-1:IMSS
Lineage: Eukaryota; Evosea; Mastigamoebida; Endamoebidae
Product: protein kinase domain containing protein
Exons: 2
Coding region: 1-1755 (584 amino acids)
Biological process (GO): peptidyl-serine phosphorylation; peptidyl-threonine phosphorylation
Cellular component (GO): cytoplasm
Molecular function (GO): ATP binding; protein serine/threonine kinase activity; protein tyrosine kinase activity
Source: RefSeq, a predicted model, not a curated record
AUGAAACCUGAACACCCUUACAACCCCUUUGUUACUACUCCAAGAAAUUCAUUAAGACGUAGACCGAUAUAUGCAUUAACAUUAGAUAUUUCAUUGACAUAUAAGAAUGAAAAUAUACAACAAAUAACACAAAAAAGUAAAAAAGUUUUAUCACGAAUGAUAGAACCAUUUCAUAAUGGUGGGAAAGACAAUGCAAAUUAUGAACUAAUUAUUUCUGUUGAUGAUAAUAUUGGUUCUGCUUUUUCUAAAGAAGGUGAGACAUGUUGUUUUAUUCCACAAUCAAGGUAUGUUGUGAUCUCUGCACUUGGAAGUGGUACUUUUGGGCAAGUUUUAAAAUGUAGGAAUUGUCAAGAUAAUAGUCUUGUAGCAGUUAAAAUACUUAAAUCAAAACCAGUGUUUUUUAGACAAGGAAUGCUUGAAAUUGCUGUAUUAACUGUUUUAAGAGAUUUAGUUGAUCCUGACAAUAAAUAUCAUACUGUUAAAAUGUUAGAUUAUUUUCUGUUUCAUGGACAUGUUUGUAUUGUCACAGAAUUGUUAUCAAUUAAUUUAUAUGAUAUGUUAAGAAGUAACAAAAAUAAUGGAAUGGGAUUAACAUUUAAUAGACAUGUUUUAAGACAAUUAUUAGAAUCACUUCAUGGGUUAACUACAAUGAAUAUCAUACAUUGUGACGUUAAAACAGAAAAUGUAUUAUUAGUUCAAAAUACAAGUGACAUUAAAUUGAUUGAUUUUGGUUCAGCUUGUUUUGAAAGAUCUACAUUAUACACAUAUAUACAAUCAAGACAUUAUCGUGCAAUAGAAAUUAUUUUAGGAUUACCUUAUUCAUGUGCAAUAGAUAUGUGGUCAUUUGGUUGUGUUGCAGCAGAACUUUUCCUUGGAAUUCCAUUGUUUCCAGGGGAAAAUGAGUAUAAUCAACUUGCUAAGAUUAUUGAUAUGUUAGGACCAAUUCCAGAUUAUCUUCUUCGUAAAGGAACAAAAACUGAAAAAUACUUUAAUAUGAUUCAAAAGGGAAAUGAAAUUACCUUUAAAAUAAAACCUCCUGAACAAUUUGAAAAAGAAAAUAAUUGUAAAUUACAAGAAAAUAGAAAGUAUUUCAGAUAUAAAACUCUUGAACAAAUUUGUCAACAUGUUCCUAUGCAUCGAAAUGCUUUUGUUCAUGAUAAUGAUCAAGUUUGGAGGGCAUUAUUACAUGAUUUUUUAAAGAAAACAUUAGAGUAUGAUCCAGCUAAAAGAUUAACACCAUCAGAAGCAUUAACCCAUCCUUUUAUUAAAUCAAAAACAAAGCAAGAACUUUUAACUUUACCAUUACCAUUAGUUCCACAAGAUGUUCCUUUAGAAGAUGUUGUUAGAAAGGUAUAUGGAGGUCAAUACACUUUAAAUUAUCUUCAGUCUAGAGACAGGUUUUUUUCUGUUCCUCAUAAUUAUUUUACAGCAUUUAUCCGUUCUCUAAAAUGUGGAUAUGUUAUGAACAUACUUCAUAUUAAUCCUUUUCAUUUUAAACCUUUAAAGGUUAUUGGCAGAACAACAUUCUCAUGGCACAAUAUGGCAGAAGAUGAAUCACUUAUUUCUUGGGGGUCUUCUAAUUCAGAUUCUGAAGACCCUUCUCGAGCUCGUUCUGCCUCUUCACUCCAAUCACCAAGUACUUCUCAAUCACCACGAUUAUCAUUAAGACCUCCACCAAAUGAUCCACGAAGAUUAACAACAAUGGUUCGUGAUUUUGGAUAUUUUGUAUCACAUGAAAGAUAUAAUAAUUACUAA